ACCAGGACCCCUUCAAGCAGGACAUCAUUCAGUAUCAUAGAUAAGAGACAGGGAUACAUGGCAAUGGUGAAGCACAGCCCAGUGAGCCAGAAUUCGACCAGACCCUCAUGGACUAUAGCACCAACCUCCUCCACUCCGCCAGAAGCCGAUGAAUCUGUGUCGCAUACUGUGACUGGAAGCCUUCAUGGAGCUAUUGGGGAACACAGACGCAGUAGUCGCUCAUCAUCGGUGUCCUCAGGUGGUUCCAGCACUAACAGUGCAGAAGGGAAUGAUGCCGUUCGCCAGCAUACACAGAACAGGUUGAAUGGGAUCAGCUCUUCUCACCUGCACAGUCAGGACCUGGCUCUGGAGCAGUCACUGGGCUCUGGGAAUAUGCCGACCAUGGAGAAGAAAGAUCCGUCAGACAUUCUUUCUGGGAAAGAUGGCAGGCUGGUGAGUCAUUUUUCUGUCAAAAAUUUCAUUAACCCUGGUUGCCCAGAGAACUUGUCCCAGAAUUUGAGUUUUGUGUGCAUAUCUUCGCUUCCCGACCUGGAACCAAGGGGAACUAGAACAUCCCCUGAAAUGUCCGAACAGUUUGGUGCUAAACUUGGCAACUCUGACCUAAGCCCGUUUGGUUAUUUCAUGGGAUCACAGAACAGUUUGGACACACCAAAACUUGGACGUCCAAUCACAGGUCAGAAUAGUGUCUCCAACAGCUUUUCUCCAUCAGGAUUGAAUCAGACACCAGAAGUCGACUUGCGGAGGCUGCUAAAUGAACCAAUGUUCUCCCCGGGUCCAUUUGCUAAUGCCAGCCAAGACAUGCAGCAUAUGAGCAUUCCUAACUACUUUGAUUUUCCAAACAACUCGCCGAAUAUGCCGCCUUCUUCAGAUACUGAUCUAGGACUUUUCAUGCCCAAUUUUCAGCCUUCACGCUCCAACUCAAAUUACGGUAGAGGUAGUUUUAGCGGUGGUUCUCAAACAGGAUUCACAAAUCCAAAUAGCAAUCAGUUCUCCUCAAAUUACUUCAACGGAGGGCAAGCAGUCAGCAACAGAAACAGCAGAAGUGGCUUCUAUUCCCCUCCAGGAGUGCCUACAGUUUCAGGCUUCAGCAAUGCUACAGGAUACUAUUCUCCAUCGAGGCAGAGCACUGAGUACUUCACCACAUCAUCAGGGAGUUUCCAAGCAUUUAGUUCACAGGAUUUUAGCCUGCCCCCUCCAGCUCAACCUUGGCGAGGCAGUGGUUCGUCGUACAUGAUGGAGUCUGUUCACAAGCGAAUCACUUGUGAGUCAUGCAAUAAGCACUACAAGUGGCCACAUGUUCUUGAAUGUCUUCACGUCUACUGCUUCCCAUGCAUGACUGCCAAGUACGAUCCAGUGGACAAGAGUAUAGUAUGCCCUGAAUGUUCUCACAAGACCUCACUGAUCAAUGGGCCCUGCUCCCUGAAGCUAGACUACCAGGGGGCUAAAUUCAUGAGAGAAGUCAAUGCCUUCCCAUUUAACUGCACAGCAUGCACCAGGGACAUGGAAGCCGUGAUCUGUUGUACUACUUGCAUGGCUUAUCUGUGUUCUGAAUGUCGCGAUGGGCACAGAAACAUGAAUCAGUUCCAGAAUCACACACUGCUACCAAUUACAAAGGUCGGAAGGACGGAUGAUGGAGAGUAUACAGCAUUCUGUGAGAAACAUCCUGUGGAGACCUUGUCUAAAUACUGCUGUGUCUGCGAGUGCAUGAUCUGCUCCGUGUGUAUUACUGACCAUAAGCAUCCAGACUAUCCUAACAACAUCAGUGGCAGCCAUACUUUGGAGGAGAUAUACCCCAUUGUCGUGGAAAGGCUCAACAAUUGGAAUGAAGAUGCCCAUAUCAAAGCCAAAGAUGUGGCUGACAUGGCAAAGCAAGCCCCACUUAAUAUGCAACACAUAGAGAGCAAGAGAAGAAGCUGCCGGAAGCAAAUCGAUGAAUAUGCUGAUUACUGCAAGACUGUUGUAGAGCAGAACCGCCAGGCUGCAUAUGAACUGUUGGACAAGACAAUUGCUCAGAUGGAGAGUGAUUCACUAGCCUGGACCACUACUGCAAGCAAAAUAACCAAGGAGUUGGAAGCAGUGACUGCAUUCAACACACGUACUGUUCAGUAUGGUUCUCUUUCUGACACUCUAGGCCUGUUGGAAUUGAUGGAAAGUGCCUACAAGAGAUGUGUGGAGCAUUACUCCAGCAUUAUCAAGAACAAUGAGAGCAUCAAGAUUGACCUAAAGUUUGAUCCAAACUAUAAAGAAUCUCAUGCGGUGCUGAACCAGAAUUUCCUCUCCAUCAGCUACUCUGUCAACGGGGUAGAGCAUAAGGUGUUGCCAACAUCAGGUAACUCAAGAGGGGAGCUCACUCGAGGUCGCAGUUUCUCUGAUUACACCGUCGCUGGCUCCGAGAACUCUGAUUGUAACUACCAGCGUUGGUCAGCUGCCCCAGACUCCAUGUCCAUCUCCACUUGGAACAAUGUGAAUGACAGGGAUCGAAAGAGCGGCACCUUUAUUCCACACUUAAACCGUUGCCGCACCAAGACUUCCUACAUCCACAUGUUUGGAGAAUAUGGUCGUGGAGAGUAUGCAUUUACGGAGCCCAGUGGUCAAGCAUAUCUCAAAGAUGGUUCAUAUGUGAUAUGUGAUACCAACAAUCACCGAAUAGUGUACUACAAUGCAAAGCAUGAACAUGUACGUACUAUUGGUCAGCCUCCAAAUCUGCCACCAGUGGCCGAGGAACAAGAGCAGCGAAGUAACGGACCUAGAGGCAAAGGAUUCGCACGCCAGGAUGGGUACUUGUACUUCCCCAAUCGAGUGGCAAUUUGUCCCAUCACUCAAAACAUAGUAGCCACUGAGAGGCCACCAAGCCAUGAUGUUCAGAUCUUUACAGUUACCGGAGAGUUUGUGCGCUGUUUUGGCGGCAACAUUUUGCAGCACCCAAGAGGUGUGACUGUCGAUGAGGAUGGCAUUAUCAUUGUAGUGGAGUGCAAGGUCAUGAAACUGGUGAUGUUCAACCAGGAUGGCAGCUUCAUCGUGUCACAUUCCCUGACCAAGGAUCUGGAGUUCCCUAAUGAUGUUGCAGCCAAGGAUAGUAAGAUCUUCAUUAGCGACAACCGGGGGCAUUGUGUUCAAGUGUUCAACUACAAUGCAGAGUUCUUAUACAAGAUUGGUAAUGAGAGCAUCACCUACUUUCCUAUUGGUGUUUCCAUCAACCAUCUCAACCAGGUGGUCGUUACUGACAACCACAACACAUUUAACAUCACAGUGUUCGAUAUGAAUGGCACAGUGCUGCACAUCUUUGAGUCGGUCAGCAAGCUGGCACAGUGUCACAACGUGGCUGUCCACCCUUCCAACUUGGAGUUGAUGCUGACCACCAAAGACUGCAGCGUCUACUUCUUCAACUACGACCCCAAUGUUGCACAUCCUCUCACACCUCCAGCCAGUCGAGGAUCCGGACACCUGGGCGCAGGAUCGGCAAUCGCUCGGCGCCCCCGCGGCAGUGGAAAUGGGAGUUCUACAAGCUCUUCAUUUUACUGA
Messenger RNA from Candidula unifasciata, 3522 nucleotides. The record is from the annotation of a GenBank genome assembly. Lineage: Eukaryota; Metazoa; Mollusca; Gastropoda; Stylommatophora; Geomitridae.